CGAGUAAGUUUUGGAACGCACCCCAGAAAUGUGAAUAGCGACAGCUCUAGAAGAAAACAUUUAAAAAAAAUCAUAAUCACACACAACAACACUGUGUCUUUAGAAAUAUUAGAGGGAUAUUAGCUGUAUUUGCUACUGCAUUGAUCUUCGCAAGAGGACAAAUGCCUAAUUGAAAGAAAAAGAAGAAGAUUGUAUAAUUCUAACUACCAAAUAACCUACAAAUAUCUUUGUAUCUUGAGUAUGUCUAAGGAACCAAAUACCGUAUGCCAAAAGAUCAAAAGGAAAGAUUGAAGGCACUCUAAUAACUUGUUUGCCCGAAGGAGAAUAUAUAAAAAAAAAUUUGUGUCUUGAGGAAAUUUAAGAAAAAUGUUUAGUGCGGGUAGAAAUUGCUUCGUGCGAGUCACGAGGACUGCUAAAAAUUUGCACCUAGCCAGUCAGAAGUCCAUACCUUUAAAGCCUGAGCUUAAAACUUUACCAAUUUUCCAAUAUCCGAUAAGUCGAGAGGAUGACCGUAGAGUAUAUGUAUGGGGUCUUGCGGAGCAUGGUGCUCUUGGAGAAACGCGAGCAUUAAAAAAGAGCCAAAUCUCGUAUCUCUCAAAACCAAAAAGACUGCCCUUUGCUGAGCGACACAAGGUGAUAGAUAUCGCUUGUGGAUAUGGCUUUACAGUUUAUGCUGUACAUUCUUCAGAUAAGAAUAUCGUUUAUGGGACUGGCAUAAAUACGGAUUCGCAACUUGGUUACAACCUUGAUGAGAAGUUUCCCAAUAUGGUAUUUAAUCCAAGACCGAUAGUUUUGCCGUUACGGGAUACAUCAACUAAAGUUAUAAACAUGGCUGCUGGAAGAGCGCACUUAUUAAUAUUAACAACAGAAGGUCUGUUUACAUUGGGUAAUAAUGCAUAUGGUCAAUGUGGUAGGCCAAUAAUAUUGAAUGAGAAUUACGAGAAAAGUACGGUCGUGCAUUGUAUACCUGACAUUAAAAAAAAAAUUGUUGCAGUGACAGCUGGUCAAGAUCACAGCAUACUCUUGACAGAGACAGGUGAAGUGUACACAUUUGGCUGGGGCGCGGAUGGACAAACAGGUCUUGCCCACUAUCAAAAUGAACACCGACCAAGUUUAGUAAAAGGUGAUCUGGCAGGACAGCGUAUAACCAAAGUUGCCUGUGCUGCUGAUUGUGUACUAGCUCUUAGUGAUAAAGGAAGAGUAUAUGGCUGGGGUAAUUCGGAGUACGGUCAGUUACCAAUCAGAGAAGAUAGUUAUCAAGUAAACAUUGCUACGGAAUUAGAUACACAAGAAUUGGGACAUAUUGUAGACAUUGCGGCAGGUGGAUGUUUUUGCAUGAUCUUAAAUAAUGAUGGUAAUGUCUAUGUAUGGGGAUAUGGCAUACUCGGUCUUGGACCUCAAGUGCAAAAAAUAUCAAAACCAACCAUGAUUCCUCCUACAUUGUUUGGUAAUAAUGUGUACAAUCGUAAUGUCAAGGUAACAAAUAUAUAUUGUGGGAUUAGUCAACUUGCGGCACUAACCAACACAGGAGAUUUAUACAUGUGGGGUUGCAAUAAAUUUGGAUCUUUGGGAUUAGGACAUACGAAGGAUCAAUUUUUUCCAUUAAGGGUAAAUAUUAUAUUUUACAAAUAAAAUACGAGUAAAA
Molecule: messenger RNA, 1645 nt
Organism: Wasmannia auropunctata (little fire ant)
Lineage: Eukaryota; Metazoa; Arthropoda; Insecta; Hymenoptera; Formicidae
Product: Williams-Beuren syndrome chromosomal region 16 protein homolog
Exons: 7
Coding region: 367-1632 (421 amino acids)
Source: RefSeq, a predicted model, not a curated record